AUGAAUUAUGUUGGACAGCUUGCUGGACUUCUGGUUACUAUGAAGGAGUUGUAUAAAGGCCUUAAUCAAGCUACACUUUCAGGAUGUAUUGAUGUAAUUGUAGUUCGGCAACAAGAUGGUACAUAUCUGUGCUCACCAUUCCAUGUCCGAUUUGGAAAACUUGGUGUCUUACGUUCAAAAGAGAAAGUGAUUGAUAUUGAAAUUAAUGGAGAAGCAGUUGAUCUUCACAUGAAACUGGGUGAUAAUGGAGAGGCCUUCUUUGUGCAGGAAACAGAAGAAAAAUUUGAAAAUGUUCCAGCCCAUCUCGCAACAUCGCCGAUACCUACAGAAGAUCAGUUCUUCAAACAAAAUUUGAUGAAGUCAGGUGAAAAUGAAAAAAUAGAUUUAAGCUCAGAAAUUCCGCAAAUUGUAGAAACAGAGCCUUUUUUCCCCUCUGGGUCAGUGAAGAAAAAAAAACGAAGAAAGAGAAAAUGUAAACAAGAUGUGAAAAAAGAAGAACAAUUCUCUUCUCUUGGAACUGAGGAAAUCUUUGAAAUGGAAAUAAGUUCAGAUGAUGACAGGUGUAUUCUACCUUUGAGAAACCCUGCAGAUUCUCCACCAAAGGUUGAAGAGUAUAAAGAUACAUUGAUUUAUCCUUCAAAGGAUGAUUACCCUUUAUCAGAUGGAGAUUGGCCUGUUUCAGAGAACCCUUUUAGCCAGUCCACUUGUCCUAAAAGUGAUUCAGAACUGGAAGUUAAGCCUACAGAGAACUUGCUUAUUAGAGGAGAAUCUCACAUGGAAUGGACAUGGGGAGGCUUUCCUGCAUCUACCAAGAUAAGCAAGAAGGAAAAACUGGAACAUCUUAGAACAGCUACCAUCACUCCAUCAGAGAAGACUCAUUUUAGGGUUAUAUCUAGCAAUGAUAUAAUUGAAGAUGAUAUUCUGAUGAAUGAUUCAGUUUGUACAGUUUUCAAACCGGAGCCAAGAACACAUCCACUACUUAAGGAGCUAGAUAUCAAAGAUAGACUUGCUUCUGCAGUAACAGAGCCUGUUCUGGAAAUUCUUGAGCAUUCUCCUGACUUAGAUACUGAUAUACUCCCCAGCCCACUAGUGGAGUCACCAUCAGAAAUUAAGCCACCAACAAAGCUUGACUCUCCAUCGAAGAAAAAAGGGAUACAUAAAAGAAGUCAGCACCAAGGACCUGAUGACAUAUAUUUGGAUGAUCUGAAGGCUCUAGAACCUGAGGUUGCUGCUCUUUAUUUUCCCAAAAGUGAUUCUGAUCCAGGUACUAGACAGUGGUUGGAGUCUGACACUUUCUCUGGUUCCCAGUCUCCACAAUCAGUUGGAAGUGCUGCUGCAGACAGUGGUACCGACUGUAUGUCUGAUUCUGCAAUGGACUUGCCUGAUGUUACAUUAUCUCUUUGUGGAGGUCUUAGUGAAAAUGGAGAGAUAUCUAAAGAAAAAUUCAUGGAACACAUAAUUACUUAUCAUGAAUUUGCUGAAAAUCCAAGUCUUAUAGAUAAUCCUAACUUGGUAAUAAAGAUAUACAACAGGUAUUAUAAUUGGGCAUUGGCUGCUCCCAUGAUUCUCAGCUUGCAAGUGUUCCAGAAAAGCUUACCACAGACAACAAUUGAAUCCUGGAUUAAAGAUAAGAUGCCGAAGAAGUCUGGAAGAUGGUGGUUCUGGCGAAAAAAGGACAGUUUGAUUAAACAGCUUCCAGAAACAAAGGAUGGGAAAUCUGAGGCUCCAAAAGACAACCAAUCAACAACUAUAAAGGAACAACUUGAAAACCAGCUUCCAGAUGAUGAAUCUUCUAGUGAUGAUGAAGGUUCCCAGGAACUGAAACAAUCCUUAAUGGCAGAUCCCAUUCCAUUUGAACAUUCAAGCUCCGGGAACACAAUGUCUUAUAGAAAGUCACUUAGAUUGUCUUCAGAUCAAAUUGAGAAACUGAAGCUUAGAGAUGGACCAAAUGAUGUUGUGUUCAGCAUUACAACUCAGUAUCAAGGAACUUGUCGUUGUUCUGGGACAAUAUAUUUAUGGAACUGGAAUGACAAAAUAAUCAUUUCUGAUAUUGAUGGGACAAUAACUAAAUCUGAUGCUUUAGGGCAGAUUUUACCACAGCUUGGGAAAGAUUGGACUCAUCAGGGUAUUGCAAAACUCUAUCAUUCUAUUAAUGAGAAUGGCUACAAGUUUCUGUAUUGUUCUGCUCGUGCAAUUGGAAUGGCAGAUAUGACAAGAGGAUACUUACAUUGGGUUAAUGAUAAAGGAACAAUUUUACCCAAGGGUCCUUUGAUGUUGUCACCUAGCAGCUUGUUUUCUGCCUUCCAUAGGGAAGUUAUAGAAAAAAAGCCAGAGAAAUUCAAAAUUGAAUGUUUGAAUGAUAUUAAGAACUUAUUUGCUCCAUGUGAACAGCCUUUUUAUGCAGCUUUUGGGAACAGACCUAAUGAUGUCUAUGCCUAUAUGCAAGUUGGAGUUCCAGCCUGCAGAAUAUUUACAGUUAACCCCAAGGGUGAACUUAUCCAGGAACAAACAAAAGGAAACAAGUCUUCCUACUACAGAUUAAAUGAACUUGUGGAGCAUUUGUUUCCAUUAAUUAAUAAAGAACAGAGUUCUGCUUUUGUCUGCCCAGAAUUCAGCUCUUUUUGCUACUGGAGAAAACUGCUUCCUGAAGUGAAUAUGGAAGAUUUAGCUUGAAUAGAAUCACUCAUACACAGAGCUUCUUUCUGGAGAGGUCAUUAUACCGUUUUGGUACCAUAUGUCUUAUUAAAUGCAAGAAGAGCUAUUCGUUGAUACAAACUAGUGAAAUUCAAAACUAUCUCCUUUGUUCUUUACUCAAGCCCGCUGUUUUUUUAAAGAUACUGGAAAAAUAACCUUCUGAAAUAGCAAAUUUUCAAAGUAAGGAAAAUGGAUGAAUUUAGCUUUUCAUCUUCAAGUGUAUAUGAAAUACAAAAAAAAUGUGGAACUCGUAGCAUUUCUGUUUGGUGUGCUAUAAGAAUUCUGGAUAAUACUCAAAAUAGCAUUUAAGGUGUUUUAGAUGCAACAACUGAGAACAUCAUGCAAUUUUUAAUGUGUGUCUUAAGAAUGUAGUGGUUAAUGGAUAAAUCUAGAAAAAUGAAAUCAAAGUAAAAUGCUAUUUUUAAUUAUGCAUUUAUGCAGGUUUGCCUUUAGCAGUUUGUUUAAAUCCUACACAGUAUGAUAGACCUGCCUUGAGCUUUUUACUUGCAGCACUUUUUUCUUUUGUAAGCUACAGUACUACCUGAAAUUGAAAGUCUACAGAAUGGUAAGAACUUCUUUGCUGCAAAAUGAGCGAUUGUUGCCAUUUCCUAAUUAAGUUUAGUUUAUGUAUGAUGGAAAAGUUACUAGGCAACACAUAUAGAAAAUGUUCAGGAAUAAACCUGUUUUCUAAAUAAAAGGCAAUACAUGCAGUCAAUUUUUAAAAGUGGGACUGCUGCUUUGCUUUUCAGGACCUCUGCAUCAGGGUUUUUCAAUUUGAUAAAAAAGGUGCAGGUCAGUGAAUUAUUUUGAAACUGCUAUAAAUGUCACUUCUGAUUAAAUAUUUUGUAUUAGCUGCACAGUAAAUCUCAAAAAAUAACCAAAGUUCUGGAUUAAGUAGCAGUUGUCUUACAUUCUUUCAUUUGUUUUCCACUGCUGAGGUUUUUACCCUUACGUCCUAGCAAAAUAAUUUUAAAGACUAUCUUAAAGUUUAUCUCAGAUUUUAAGAAUGGAUAGGCAACACUUGUGAAUGGGUGUUUUUUUAUGGACACUGAAACAUAUGUAAAUAUAUCAAACGAUAAGGUCUGCUAUUGAUUUGAGUUCAUGUUGCAGUAGUGUUUAGAAAGUGUUUCACAAUAUUAGGAGGAAUGGCUUAUUUUCUAUUGAAUUUGUAUAGAAAAUAUAUCUGAAAAAAAUAGAAAUUUCAAGGUAUGGCAUUUUUUACACUAUUUUAAGUGUACAGAUUCUUAACACCAUGAAAUAAACAGUGUUUGGGCUGCAGUGUAGUAUUGUUGAAACAAAUAUACAUCCUGUUGGAAGAUUAACAAUAUUCUCAAUGUAUGCUGAAAUUAUAUAAUUCUGAUUAGUCAUUGCCAAUUGUACUAUAUCAAAUUCAUUAGUGUAUUAUGUAAUCACGUUCAUAUUUGAUAAAGCAUUUUCUUAGAUUAAAAUUCAGUAAAACAAAGAAAAAUUCCAUUAACAUCCACAAAAGAUGUGAUAUUUGUUCUACACUGCAGUGGUAUUUAAUUUGCAUUUUAGUAAUGUUUUAUAAGUUCAUUUUGAUAAAGUGAAUCCCUAACAAUAUAAUGAAGUCAUCUGAAGUUAAUUUUUCUGUGAUAAAGUGGCUGGUAUGGAAAAAACCUAUGGCUUAUUUUUGAAUGUUGAGAAUUUCCAAAUUUCUUUUCAAGGAAGAAUUCCAUUACACAGUUAUAUGCACUCAGAAUUCUGCUCUUUUCUUUGUUAAAUUUACAAAGUGCUUGAGUCAUCCUGAUCUAAACAUUACUUUUCAUUGCAACAAGUAUACAAGUCUUAACUUGGUGAUUAUUUAUUAUCUAUUUAAAUCUUUCUGGAUAACAUAUUAGACAAUUGCAUAUUAAGUUUGGGUUUUGCCUGAGCUGGCCAGUGAUUAACCUUGUCUCAGUAUUCACUUUCUGAUAGAGCUCAUCUUUAAUCUAUUUCCUGGUAGCAAAUACUGAUGAGUUGGGAAACAAUCCUUGUACUGUUUCUGUUUUGGAUCAGUACAUGUAAGCUAAUUCUUUCUGUGAAAGAAAUGGACAUUUAUGUUUAUUUACUAUGUCGGUCUGUUUUUUCAAGAGUAAUUUUACUUUAGGAAUAUAAUGAAUUGCUGCUCCGGUCAAUUGGAAUAAAUUGGAAUAAAUAAAUACUGCAAUCUAAAUGAGCUGAAAAUCUUGAUCUGAAUCUCUGCAGAUUUUUUUUUUAAAAAAAACAUAAAACAGGACCCAGAAUGUUGGUGUUUUGUAUUGUCAGACAAAGCUCAGUUUUCCUAUUUCUUUCUGUUCAGGCUGUCCAGAAGACAGUAAAAAUGUAUAAAAAUGAAUAGAUAAGCUUUUUUAAAAAAAUGUUACUGUUAAUAUAUUGGUUGAAAAAAUCUGUCUUCAUUUGGAAAAUUAAUAUUUCACUAAAUUUCAUGACUCAGAAUUGGGUAACUCUAAAGUCAAUUCAAUUAAUAUGAUGUAUCAUAUAUAGGUUAUUAGAAUGUGUAAACUAAGGUCUUAAAAUAAUGCCAAAUACAGUAAAAAUACCUGAAAACAUAUGUUUUUUCUGACCUUACAAGUAAGAAAGUUGGCAAAAAUCUUGAGACUUUUUAAAAACAAACUCUACACUUGAUCAGUUCAGAUUUUGAGAAAGAAGAAAACUCUUGAGAACAUUCUUGUUAACUGUAGUUGGAUUUUUCCUUUGAUACAAUAUUGUUUACUUAUUAAUCAAUAAACAUUCCAGAACAGUGAUUUUUGGUACAAACUGGAUGUAUUCGGAAAAAUGUCAUAUCAAAGUGUUUAAUAAAGUUUAUAGUAAAAUUG
Protobothrops mucrosquamatus (brown spotted pit viper) is the source of this 5510-nucleotide messenger RNA. RefSeq names its product lipin 2 (gene LPIN2). NCBI's taxonomy places the organism in Eukaryota, Metazoa, Chordata, Lepidosauria, Squamata, Viperidae. The record is from RefSeq and is a predicted model, not a curated record. Bases 1 to 2673 code for a protein of 890 amino acids. Gene Ontology annotation, biological process: cellular response to insulin stimulus; fatty acid catabolic process; positive regulation of transcription by RNA polymerase II. Gene Ontology annotation, cellular component: cytosol; nucleus; endoplasmic reticulum membrane. Gene Ontology annotation, molecular function: phosphatidate phosphatase activity; transcription coactivator activity. The transcript is spliced from 19 exons.